AUGAAGGCCUCCACCAUGAUCGUCAGCGCCCUCGCGGCCGUUGCCAGCGCGGCGCCCGCCACCUCGACGUCGACCCCGAAGCGCAGCUCCGUCGACCUCAACGCCUUCAACCAGUUCAACUUCAACUCGCUAGACCUGCAGUACUUCAACGCCAUCAACGCCUUCGACCUGCAGUCGUUCGCGCAGCUGUCGGCCUUCAACAACCUCGACAUCGGCGGCUUCCAAGCCCUCUUCUCCAACGACGUCUUCGACAUCAACGCCCUGCUGCAGCUGCAGCAGAUCGCCCUGCUGUCGCAGCUCGGCGGCCUCGGCGUCUUCGCCAACUUCGACCUGUCGGCCGUACAGUUCGCCGUCGUCGACCUCGGCCUCGUCAGCGCCAUCGGCGGCUUCGACGUCAGCUCCCUCAUCGACCAGAGCCUGGUCAGCCAGAUCCAGACCGUCGUCCAGACGACGCGGAUCACCACCGUCGCCGUCUAA
Anthostomella pinea is the source of this 477-nucleotide messenger RNA. Lineage: Eukaryota; Fungi; Ascomycota; Sordariomycetes; Xylariales; Xylariaceae. The record is from the annotation of a GenBank genome assembly.